AUAACGCUUCACGGCGGCUUCCUCUUCAAUUCGGAUUCUAGGGUUUCCUUUCAUUCAUCCUUCAUCUCAUCCCCAAUCUCCCAGAACUGAAUAUAUGCAACCUCCAAACCAGUUCCGACCCGCACGAGGAUUCAUAUAGCCCCGUCAUCUCUUCUCCGUAUUCGAUUCCAAGAUACGUAUCCUGAUUGAAGUGUUUUGGUGUUGAGAAUUUUAAUUAUAAUGAUUAUCUCUUUUCUCCUCCGCUUCACUUCAUCGUCGCCGGUGACGUCUACAAAUCUCCGCGCUUUCGGCCCCGGUCUUAAUCCUUUUGCUCCGUACAACCUCGCCAAUCAUUCUUGCUCUCGCUAAGCGCUCUUCCCCCCUCCCCUAACAUCUCUCUUCUUUGUUUGCUCCUUUGUUUUCUUUCGUCCGAUAAUGUAAUUGGAGGGAAAUAUUUUUUUCGUUUGCAAUUUUUUUUCGCUUCUGGGUCUUAUAGACAGAACUGUGAACUGUCUGCCUGUUUCUUGAAUCUUGAAAGAUAAGAUCUAAUUUCGUUUGAAAUUCGCGAAUUUGGGAUUUGGUUUGCGUCUGCUGGGUUUCAAUUGAAACCCAGGAAUAUACUGUGGAUUGGUUUCAGAUUUCGUGGUUUAUGUAAAAAAAUUGGAGAAGAAACAAAUCAAUUUCAUCGGUCGAGAAUAAUCUAGUUUUGUUCUUGAAGAGUCGUGAUUUUAGGGUUAAGAUCAUGCCUGAAGAUCAGUUGGGUUUAUACAAGCGGUCUAAAAGGUUGCAUAUGACCGCUGGAGAUAGAGAUGAUCGUGGCUGGACUCCUCUACACAUUGUUGCUCGGAAAGGUGACCUGAGAGAGGUUAGGCGACUUCUUAAUGAAGGCAUUGAUCCAAAUGUGGCUGCAUGGGGCCCAAAAGCUCAGGGUGUCACACCCCUUCAUCUUGCUGCUAAGGGUGGCCACCGCAAAAUUAUGGAUGAAUUGCUUGAGCACGGUGCUGACAUUGAUGCACGAACCAAGGGAGCUUGUGGUGGAUGGACUCCUCUACAUCAUGCAGCUAAAGAAAGAAAGAAGAAAGCAAUCAAGUAUCUGAUUAAAAACGGUGCUUUUCUGCCAGAUGACAUCAAUGACACCAGGUUCAAUCCACCCGUGCACUACUGUCCUGGUCUUGAGUGGGCUUAUGAUGAGAUGAAGCGUCUUAAAGGGGACAGUUCAUCAUCUGGUGAGGGCUCCUAUAGCUCUGGGAAUUGAGAUAAGCGAAUGUGUUGGAAGUCCAGUCCUAUUUGGGAUUCGGUUUAUUCAAUAUUAUGCACUGCGCCAAUAUUUCCAGUUGCCGUCAUCCAGAUCUAUAUGUUGCAUUUGUUAAUGCCUAGCGUUACAUGUUGGAUGUUGCUAUUUCAAUGGUUUUCUUUAUGCUGUCCAUUUGCUUUGGAGGGUUGUUGUUCUAAACUCAGAUGUCUUAGUAUCUGGUGUAUUGUAUUUUUAUCUUUAUUUUGAUGGUGACUGAUAUCAACAUCUACAAGACUACAUUGUGGAUCUUUGAACAAUAAAGUGUUGUUUGGUGAUGAAUAUUUGUUGAA
This is a messenger RNA of Ipomoea nil (Japanese morning glory), 1563 nucleotides long. RefSeq names its product ankyrin repeat and protein kinase domain-containing protein 1. The coding region runs from base 722 to 1234 and encodes 170 amino acids. NCBI's taxonomy places the organism in Eukaryota, Viridiplantae, Streptophyta, Magnoliopsida, Solanales, Convolvulaceae. The transcript has 3 exons. The record is from RefSeq and is a predicted model, not a curated record. Gene Ontology annotation, molecular function: protein binding.